AUACUGAUGAUGCGGCUGUCUCGUCAUUUCUGAAGAGAGGGCGCUGGGAAUCGACAACAGAACAGAAAAAAAGGAAAGCACCUUCCGACAAUAUACAGUACCUGCAAUCAUAUUCGUAUAUAUGCACUGGGAGCGCACAGAAAAAAAAAACAAAGUAGGCCCUGUUUGAUGCCCCGGCCUGUGGUGAGGUUGUGAGGCCGGAUAGGCUGGGAGUGUCUUCUGCACAGACAGGGAAAUCCGUCCCUUGAAAGGACUGCGUCUAUGACCUUCCUGUUUGACAGAAGAGAUGUACCCUCCAAUGAGAAAGGAUUUCAUAUCUUUAACCGUCUCUAAGCAGGACAGCAGGACCUACAACAACAGCAAGAACUGGCGCAGGAAGUCUUGCUGGAGGAAAUGGAAGCAGCUUUCGAGGUUGCAGAGAAGCCUGAUUCUCUUCCUGCUUGCUUUCCUGUUGUUUUGUGCGUUAGCGACCUACCCGAACCUGGCAGAACACUGGAGAGCUCUUACAGAGAGAUCGGUGCAAGAGGAAUGGAGUGCCCUGGACAUUCCAGAGCUAAAACCUGUGAACCCAGCUGUGAUCCCAGAACAAGAGAGGUCGAUUGGACUUAUCUUCCCAGAGCCCCCUCCACAGAAACCUAAAAAAGCCCCCUCGAACAAACGAGGGCCACCUAUGUUACUGCACCGGCUUGUGAAGAGAGAGAACGCAUCGGAAACGAAAGAGAAAGAGGGACAGGCAGCGAAUGGGGAGGAGGAGGGAGAGAAGUCCCUUGUCAGCUGGCGUGGGGCGAUGAUUGAAGCCGAGCGCGGGACCGAGCCACAGCCUUCUGCCAAGGAGGAGGGAGCGGUGGAUCCUGCAGCGAACGGGGAGGCAGCACAGGAAAGACCAGCUGCUGCUGCAAACGAGCGCCAGAAGGCAGUGGUAGAAGCGUUCCAGCAUGCCUGGAAAGGCUACAAGGAAUUCGCCUGGGGUCAGGAUGAGUUGAAGCCCAUCUCGAAAUCCUACGGCACGUGGUUUGGGCUGGGGCUGACUCUCGUGGAUGCGCUGGACACCAUGUGGAUUAUAGGACUGAAAGAAGAAUUUGAAGAAGCUAAAAAAUGGGUGGCCACCGAGCUGCAGUUUACCAAGAAUGUGGACGUGAACCUGUUUGAGAGCACCAUCCGAAUAUUGGGGGGACUGCUGAGCACCUAUCACCUGACCGGAGAGGACCUCUUCCUGGAGAAAGCAAAAGAUAUAGGAACCAGACUGAUGCCUGCCUUCAACACCCCGUCCAAGAUCCCGUACUCUGACGUGAAUCUUGGCCGCGGCACGGCGCACCCGCCUCGCUGGACCUCCGACAGCACGGUCGCCGAGGUGACGAGCAUCCAGCUGGAGUUCCGGGACCUGAGCCAGACCACGGGGGACAGCCAGUUCCAGAAAGCUGUGGAUGUCGUGACGAAGCACGUGCACGGGCUGUCUGGGAAGCACGACGGCCUGGUGCCCAUGUUCAUCAACACCAACAACGGGCAGUUCAGCCACCUGGGCGUGUACACGCUGGGAGCACGGGCAGACAGCUACUACGAGUACCUGCUCAAGCAGUGGAUCCAGGGGGGCAAGAAGGAGACAGAAUUGUUAGAAGACUAUGUGCAGGCGAUUGAGGGAGUCAAAAAGCAUUUGCUGCGCAAAUCUCAGCCCAGUCAACUGACUUUUGUGGGAGAACUAGCGCACAACAACUUCAGCCCAAAGAUGGACCACCUGGUGUGUUUCUUGCCCGGGACCCUGGCUCUGGGGGCCCACCACGGCGUCUCCUCUGAGCACAUGGAGUUGGCCAAAGCCAUGAUGGACACGUGCUACCAGAUGUACGCUCAAAUGGAGACGGGCCUGAGCCCCGAGAUCGUGCACUUCAACCUCGUCCCACGGCAUGGACGGGACGUGGAGGUCAAGCCCGCUGACAGACACAACCUGCUGAGGCCGGAGACGGUGGAAAGCCUGUUCUACCUGUACAGGUUUACAAGGGACAAGAAGUACCAGGACUGGGGCUGGGAGAUCUUCCAGAACUUCAACAAGCACACCAGGGUGUCUACAGGAGGAUACACGUCCAUCGGCAACGUCCGCAACCCGGACAACCCUGACCCCAGGGACAAGAUGGAGAGCUUUUUCCUGGGGGAGACUCUGAAAUAUUUCUACCUGCUGUUCUCGGAAGACUUUGACUUGAUAAACCUGGACAAGUUUGUCUUUAACACUGAAGCACACCCCUUGCCUAUCUGGACGUCUUCGUAAAGGUGCGACGCUGCAGAAGGAAACUUGUGACUGCAGUCUUGAACUGUUUUUCUUUUUUGCAGUCAUCACAGUUAUCUCAGCUGUCAAGGGGGCUAGAGAAAAAAAAAUACCCCCACCCCAUCCCAAGACCAAAGGCUGUCGUUUUUCCAUUCAGAGCGAGUUUGUGGAGCAGUUUAAUAAUCACAUUUGACAUACCCGUCAUAGACUUUAACAGAAUAUCCAUCCAGGUUUCAUAUCUGUGGAUCUCAAAAAACAUAAAUGUGACGACGUGACAGAGUGAGGACAAUGUGGUGGUGGUGGGGGGUUCUUAAAUAAUUUAUUUUUAAUGUCAGUAAUAAUCUUUAGCUCCGGAAGUUUAGUAUGAAGAAGAUUCUGCAAAUAAACUGGUGCAAACCACAAAAUUACUGUGCAUGCCGUGAUCUGAGAAAAUGACCGGUUUUGACAAGAAUGUAUAUUGCAAGAUAAUGGUUUUAAGUUCCAUUUACUGGCUUGGUCCUGAGAAAAUAAAUAAAUAAAUAAAUAAAUAAAUAAAUAGAAAAACAUUUAAGAGAGUGAAACAUUUAGUUAAAAUAGUUUACUUGCAGAAAUGAAUAAAGGAAGUUCAGAAUAAGCCAGGGACUGAUUUUAUACUGCCAUUUCUAGUCCAGCCCAAACUCUGUGGAGAAGCUUGCAGACAAUCUUUCUAUUUAAAAACAAAAACAAAACAAAACCUUGAACAGAAACCCUUUCUAAACUGAGCUACUCACUUUCUUGCAAGGAUGCAAGUGCGGUUCAUUCACGGGCCUUGGCGGUACUGUGACUAGAAAGAACAUAUUCAUCCAGCUUUAAGAUUGCUGGACCUAUUUUCUUAAGUGUUUGGUGUGAAGAAACAAAGAGUCCUUGUUGGAUUCUGGUUCUGAAAAGGACCUUUGUCAGAACCUGUUCCAAGAACCACACACUGGCAUUAUUCAUUUUGCUGUUGCUUUUUGAAUCCGCUACGGGCUGUAAUUAUCGUCACACGAGCUAGAGGAGUUUCUGUACAGUACCUGCCACAGGUGACAUUGUUAAGGUGUUCUGUUGUAGGAAAUUUCAUGAAGGAGGCGGGAUCAGUUUUUCUUCAGGUAACUUGCACGCUGUGAAAAUGCUGUGCGGUCAUUUACAGUACGUGACCAAAACUCUUGCCAUUUAUUUGGGGGGCGGUGGGGGUGCUAUUUAUUGUAUUUCUCUCCGACACGCAUUUUGUACAAUACAGUAAACUGCAUCUUUUUUUUUUUUCUUCUACCUUAAUUUCCAAGCAUGUGGACCAGUGUCUGGCGAUUGCCAGUAGGACACAAUAACUUGCUUCUGCUCUAAUUUGUUAAUGAGCUCUUUUGGCACUUGUUGGGAAUUUGCAAUACUGUAAGCAAGAUAUUGUAAAUGUAAUAUAAUUGCAUUGAUCACUACAGUUUGGCUUUUCUAAUGGGACACCUUGCCAUGUUAGUUCCAUUAAAAAAAAACACCUCUGUAUAGAGGUUUAAACACAAUCCUUUGGGCAGCGUUCCAUCCUGGUUCACUGCUGUAGGGCCCUAUUCAUACAGGUAAGGACUGUUCUGUUCUGCUUGUUUAAGUCUGUAAAAACAGUCCUUGAAAUUUUACGAACAGUGCCCAUUUUAUUUAUCUGUUUGUUAGAACAGCUUUUAUAUUGUAAUUUCUAUCUUGUGUACAGUUGGCGAGGUUCAGUCCAAGUACUUGUGUUCAUGCCCGUGCCAUAUUCUCUGUGGCAGAGAUGCUGUGCGCUCUGAGCCCAUGUCGUUUUGCACGUCGUGGCGGCAUUUCACUUUUGUUUAUAAUGUUAUACAGUUCGUUCCUGCCUCGCACUUGCUGCUACAAUCCAUUUCAAUUAGAAGCAGACUACAAAAGAUGAGGUUUUCAGUGCCAUCCAAACUGCAGGCGAGCCAGUCUUGCUGUAUUGCACAGAGACAUGUUCCCGAGUACAGAUUACAGUAGUACUGAACUGGCUUGCUUAAUGGGAAUCUGCCAAACCAAGUGGCGUCUACCUACAGUACAAGAACUGGCCCUGAACACUAAAGCCAUUCAGUUUGAAGCUUUACCGAUGGGUUGCUUUUGUGUAAAGUAUUUUAGUUUAAGCAAACCUGUGUAGAGAACCUGAAAUGCCUCAUGCAAUGUGUUGCUUGUAUCUAUUUAAAAAAAAAAAAAAAAAAAAAAAACACAUGUA
Molecule: messenger RNA, 4451 nt
Organism: Polyodon spathula (Mississippi paddlefish)
Lineage: Eukaryota; Metazoa; Chordata; Actinopteri; Acipenseriformes; Polyodontidae
Product: endoplasmic reticulum mannosyl-oligosaccharide 1,2-alpha-mannosidase-like
Exons: 15
Coding region: 287-2257 (656 amino acids)
Biological process (GO): N-glycan processing; carbohydrate metabolic process
Cellular component (GO): endoplasmic reticulum; membrane
Molecular function (GO): mannosyl-oligosaccharide 1,2-alpha-mannosidase activity; calcium ion binding
Source: RefSeq, a predicted model, not a curated record